This is a messenger RNA of Necator americanus (New World hookworm), 759 nucleotides long. RefSeq lists its product as uncharacterized. Gene Ontology annotation, molecular function: catalytic activity. Bases 1 to 759 code for a protein of 252 amino acids. The transcript has a single exon. Gene Ontology annotation, cellular component: nucleus. NCBI's taxonomy places the organism in Eukaryota, Metazoa, Nematoda, Chromadorea, Rhabditida, Ancylostomatidae. Gene Ontology annotation, biological process: chromatin remodeling. The record is from RefSeq and is a predicted model, not a curated record.
AUGAAUGACGGUACACUCGACAUUCAUGGAGAGAAGGUUCCGUCGCGAAAUGUAGGAGGUGUUGGUUUUGUUGUGCACCCAUGUGUCGCUCAUCUUUUCGACUCUCACGAGAUCCUGUCACCUCGUCUGGCCAAUAUUCGCCUCCGCCCUUUGCGCCAAAAACUCAUCAGUAUCAUCAACUGCUACUCAAGAACAUCCGCAGCUAAUGAAUCCAAAUUGGACGCGUUUUACGAGGAGCUGGAGGAGGUAAUCCGCAACGAGAAGUCCUUCUACAAAUUCGUUGUCGGAGACUUCAACGCAAAACUAGGAAAGGCCACAGGAGAGGAGUACAGGAUUGGAAGAUUUGGACUAGGGUACCGGAAUGAAAAUGGCAAUUGUCUCGCCGGGCUGUUGUCCACCGUUCCCCUCUUUCAUGGGAAUUCUCUUUUCAUGAAAAAAGAUCAUCGUAGGUGGACAUGGGAAUCGCCCAAUGGCGCGACUCGUGCGGAGAUCGACCACAUACUCACAAACUGGAGGUGGUGUCUACUUGACGUCUCAGUAGUACCAUCCUUUUGUACUGGUUCUGAUCACCGUCUCCUUCGUGCGAAAAUACGACUUAGCCACAUGAUGGGAAAGAACACCUGCUAUCGGCAACGAUGGAGAAAAGAAAUCGUCUACGACGAUUGCGUACUCGAGGACUUCUUGUCCCAAGGUGGCUGUCACAUCGAGGAGGACCCAAAUGUGGACUACGAAAUGCUGCUCAGAGGAUUACGUGCCUGA